Annulohypoxylon maeteangense is the source of this 483-nucleotide messenger RNA. RefSeq lists its product as uncharacterized. Lineage: Eukaryota; Fungi; Ascomycota; Sordariomycetes; Xylariales; Hypoxylaceae. Gene Ontology annotation, cellular component: plasma membrane. The coding region runs from base 117 to 386 and encodes 89 amino acids. The record is from RefSeq and is a predicted model, not a curated record. Gene Ontology annotation, biological process: protein localization to plasma membrane. The transcript is spliced from 2 exons.
GUGCGACCGUUCAGGGAUAAAGUUCCUGGUACCAGAGAUCCGCCUGGCUGGUACGUGUAUGCCAAAGUACCCAAAGUACCCAAACUAGUUAGGCUUCUUGCGCACUGCUUGGCGCAAUGAACGCCAUACAGCAAAAAUGUCGCCCGAAACACCAAGUCCUCGUCCUCAAGUGCUAUCCUCACACCACCAAGGGAGCCGUUGAUGUCAAGCCAAACUCGAGCGAAUUAAGUUACCUUCUAUUCUAUGCUACCUCCCGACGGUCUAAGAUCCAAAAAGUUGGCCAAUUCCUUGAGAAGAAGACGGCUAGCGAUGUUUGGAGGGUGCGCAUUGGGUAUGUCAGCCACUCCCGCUACGAGACCACGCGAACUGUUGUCAAGUCCCUUUAACUUAGAAACACAACUCAGACGUUUGAUUUGAAGAGAUUCAAUAAGCACUAACUAAAUCAAAACAUAUAGAAAUGUCCAAGUUACCUUACAAAUACUA